Venustampulla echinocandica is the source of this 1617-nucleotide messenger RNA. Its product is annotated as putative MUP1-High affinity methionine permease. The record is from RefSeq and is a predicted model, not a curated record. Gene Ontology annotation, molecular function: L-amino acid transmembrane transporter activity. Gene Ontology annotation, biological process: amino acid transmembrane transport. Gene Ontology annotation, cellular component: membrane. Bases 1 to 1617 code for a protein of 538 amino acids. The transcript is spliced from 7 exons. NCBI's taxonomy places the organism in Eukaryota, Fungi, Ascomycota, Leotiomycetes, Helotiales, Pleuroascaceae.
AUGGCGAAAACGGGGAUUACCACAGUUGGUGCAGUUGGUAGCGAUACAAGUGAUCCAGCUCCAACCCCAAACGAUGACAACAAAACCUAUGGUGUGGCUACCGACGACAUCAGUAUAGGCGAUGCCCAAUACCAGACUACCGAUGCCCGUCGUCAGGUCGGCCUCACCUCCGCCAUCUUCCUCAUCUUUAACCGAAUGGUGGGCACGGGAAUCUUCGCAACCCCCAGUGCGAUUCUCUCGCUAUCCGGAUCAGUGGGACUGGCGUUAUUCAUCUGGGUUGUGGGCAUGUUGAUUGCAGCCGCCGGGUUAAUGACUUACAUGGAAUUCGGAACUGGUCUUCCACGGAACGGCGGCGAGAAAAACUAUCUCGAGUACGUGUAUCGCAAGCCGAAAUUCCUCGUUACUGGCGUCUAUACCGGCUAUGUUCUGCUUCUUGGAUGGGCUGGGUCAAAUUCGGUUAUCUUUGGAGAGUACAUCCUAAGUGCUGCCAAUGUUGAGGUCAAUAGGUGGAAUCAGCGCGGAGUGGGCUUGGCUUGCAUUACGAGCGCUUUCUUAAUCCACGGACUUGCUCUCAACUGGGGCUUGAGGCUGCAGAACUUCUUGGGGAUAAUCAAGUUGCUCAUCUUGUUGCUUAUUGUUUUCUCCGGCUUCGCUGCUCUUGGUGGUCACAUCAAGAUCGACGAAAAGCCAGAUAACUUUACAAAUGCGUUCGAGGGAACCACUGGUAGCGCAUAUGGAGUCGUCACGGCACUCUACAAUGUUAUAUGGAGUUACAUCGGCUAUAGCAACGCAAACUACUCCCUAUCUGAAACGAAGAAUCCUGUCCGGACACUUAAGAUUGCAGCCCCAUUGGCACUUGGCCUUGUCUCCGUUUUAUACAUGUUGGUCAACAUUGCGUACUUUGCUGCCGUCCCCAAGGAAGAAAUUAUUACUUCAGGCCGAAUUCUAGCCGCAUCAUUCUUUCGCAAUAUGUUCGGAUCACGCGCAGAGCGCGUCCUCUCUGUCUUUGUCGCUCUUUCAGCAUUCGGCAACGUACUCAGUGUGAUAUUCGCACAAGGGAGGUUGGUACAAGAGAUUGGCCGGGAAGGCAUCAUCCCAUGGUCCCGCCUUUGGGCAAGCAAUAAGCCGUUGAACGCUCCUUUCAUGGGCCUCUUCGAGCAUUGGGUGGUUUCCGUCGUUAUUAUGCUUGCACCUCCGCCUGGCGACGCAUAUAACUUUAUUCUCAAUGUUAUCUCAUACCCCCUAGCAGUAGUCAACGUCUUCGUCGCCGCUGGCCUGGUUCACCUCUACCUACACCCCUACUCCCCUCACCGCAACCCAACAGACUGGUCGCCUCCCUUCCGCGCCACUCUCCCGGUGGUCGUCUUCUUCCUCCUAUCCAACAUAUACCUCGUCGUCGCACCAUUCGUUCCACCAACCGAUGGCCAGAAUGUGUACGAAGCUCUGCCUUACUAUCUUCAUUGCGUUGUCGGGAUUGGGAUUCUUGCGGGUGGCGCGAUUUAUUGGCUUGUUUGGGCCGUACUGUUACCAAAGAUUGGGGGGUACAGGCUGAUUAGGGAGCAUACUGUGAUGGAAGAUGGGUGGACAAGGAAUAUAUUUUCGAGGGUCCCAAGAUGA